UUAUUGUGGCACGCUCCUUCCUCUUGCUUUCCUUGCUAGCAGGUCCAUUUAGUUAGCUAGCGAAACAGGCUCUUUAACCCCGUAGGGGAACUGUUAUGAAUCAUUUGACCAGUGUAGUAUAAUAGAUUUUUUUGAUUUUCAUAAUCUUGUUAGUAAUUGAUAUUGGAAAAUGAACAUACGAAACGCACGGCCGGAGGACCUAAUGAACAUGCAGCACUGUAACCUGCUGUGUCUUCCAGAAAAUUAUCAGAUGAAAUACUACUUCUAUCACGGCUUGUCAUGGCCACAGCUCUCAUAUAUAGCAGAGGAUGAAAAUGGGAAAAUUGUGGGAUAUGUGCUCGCAAAGAUGGAGGAGGACCCAGAUGAUGUACCUCAUGGACACAUAACAUCCCUGGCAGUAAAGCGGUCCCACCGACGUCUGGGACUGGCUCAGAAGCUGAUGGAUCAAGCCAGUCGGGCCAUGAUAGAAAACUUCAAUGCUAAAUAUGUCUCACUUCAUGUUCGCAAGAGCAACCGAGCUGCCCUGCACCUGUACUCAAACACACUUAAAUUCCAGAUUAGUGAAGUAGAGCCCAAAUACUACGCAGAUGGGGAGGAUGCCUACGCCAUGAAAAGAGACCUGGCCCACAUGGCUGAUGAGGGUCCCCUGGUCAUCUCACAGCUGAGGAAACCCGGAGCACGCGUGCCGGGUCAAGAGGCACAAUCUGGCCAAAGUCCGUCGGGGUCCGGUGACCAUGAGAGAGAAAGCGAGAGAGACAGCGGAGGAGAGAGCAAAGAGCUGAGCGAAGUCAGCGAGGCAACAGAAAGCACAGAUGUUAAAGAUUCCUCUUCUGAUUCACAGUGACGCUGCAGCUUUAGACAUUUUUAAAAUCAUCCCUUGCAUCCAGUUUUUAUCUAUUUGCCAUCUCCCCUGACCUUACACACUGAUUAUCUCGGCACCAAAAAUGCUCCAACAUUUACGUCACUUUUUUAUUUUUGGUAAUUCUGUUUUUUUUUUU
Messenger RNA from Haplochromis burtoni (Burton's mouthbrooder), 998 nucleotides. RefSeq names its product N-alpha-acetyltransferase 10, NatA catalytic subuni (gene naa10). The coding region runs from base 170 to 844 and encodes 224 amino acids. The record is from RefSeq and is a predicted model, not a curated record. NCBI's taxonomy places the organism in Eukaryota, Metazoa, Chordata, Actinopteri, Cichliformes, Cichlidae. Gene Ontology annotation, molecular function: protein N-terminal-serine acetyltransferase activity; protein-N-terminal-glutamate acetyltransferase activity. Gene Ontology annotation, biological process: N-terminal peptidyl-glutamic acid acetylation. Gene Ontology annotation, cellular component: NatA complex. The transcript has 8 exons.